This is a messenger RNA of Spirodela intermedia, 786 nucleotides long. The record is from the annotation of a GenBank genome assembly. Lineage: Eukaryota; Viridiplantae; Streptophyta; Magnoliopsida; Alismatales; Araceae.
AUGGCUGCCAAGACUACAGCCAUGACAGCAGUGUUCUUGCUCGUGAACCUGCUAUUCGUCACGUUGGCUUCUUCCCAAGUCGUAGAACCCCAACCUCCUACACCAACAGAGAGCCCGUCUCCACCAGUCGUCGCUCCAUCCUCACCUCCACCUGCGACGCCGCCUGUCGAAUCUCCACCUUCACCUCCCGUACCUCCGUCCUCACCCCCAGUGGUUCCUCCGUCCACGCCCCCAGUGGUACCUCCGUCCGCACCACCUGUCGUUCCUCCGUCCACGCCCCCAGUAGUACCUCCAUCUGCACCUCCAGUGGCUCCUCCAUCCACACCCCCAGUGGUACCUCCAUCUGCACCUCCAGUGAUUCCUCCGUCUACUCCCCCAGUCGUCGCUCCGUCUACUCCCCCAGUCGUUCCUCCGUCUACUCCCCCGGUCGUUCCUCCGUCUGCACCCCCAGUAGUUCCACCGUCCACUCCUCCAGUGGUACCUCCGUCCUCCCCUCCACCACCACCGCCCCCACCGCCGCCGCCGCCUCCUGGCGUCCCAACUGUGGUCUGCUUAAUUAAUGCCAACAGACUAAGAGUAUGCUCCCCUGUGCUCAACCGUCCUCCGCCCGUUCGUGGACCUUGUUGCAACCUGAUCGCGAGUCUCUCCGACGAACAAGCCGUAGCGUGCCUUUGCUUCGCUGCGAGAAACAGUUUCCUCGGCCUAGGAGUGCGGGUUCCCGGGGACGUCGCUCGUCUGCUGACUUUGUGCGGCAAGCCGGUGUCUGCCGGGUUUGCGUGCCCUUGA